This is a messenger RNA of Populus nigra (black poplar), 1779 nucleotides long. RefSeq names its product flavonol 7-O-beta-glucosyltransferase UGT74F1-like. Lineage: Eukaryota; Viridiplantae; Streptophyta; Magnoliopsida; Malpighiales; Salicaceae. The coding region runs from base 113 to 1477 and encodes 454 amino acids. The record is from RefSeq and is a predicted model, not a curated record. Gene Ontology annotation, molecular function: UDP-glycosyltransferase activity. The transcript has 3 exons.
AAAAUGUACUGUAAUCUACAGUAAAUGUCGUCGUUGACAACGAGGAGAAUAUUCCUUACCAUCCACUCACUUCCAAGAGACCCUUAUGAGCCCUACGGAGAGGGUGUGAGAGAUGGAAAAGAUGGUGAAUACGAGCCAUGUACUAGUAGUUCCACUGCCAGGCGCAGGCCACAUAAAUCCCAUGCUGCAGUUCUCUAGGCGUUUGGUCUCCAAAGGGCUCAAAGUCACCUUCAUAAUCACCAAAUUCAUAUCCAAGUCCAGGCAACUUGGCUCAUCAAUUGGUUCCAUUCAACUCGAUACCAUAUCAGAUGGCUAUGACGAUGGAUUUAAUCAAGCUGGUAGCAGGGAACCCUAUCUUUCAAGCCUACAUGAUGUUGGUCCAAAAACCCUAUCAGAACUCAUCAAGAGAUACCAAACCUCUUCAAGCCCUAUCCAUGCUGUAAUAUACGAGCCUUUCUUGGCUUGGGCUCUGGAUGUGGCAAAGGAUUUCGGGUUAUUUGCAGCUGCUUUUUUUACACAUGCUUGUGCUGUUGAUUACAUCUUUUACAAUGUCUACCAUGAAGUGUUAAAGAUGCCAGUUUCUUCAACCCCUGUGUUGAUCGAGGGAUUACCACUACUGCUUGAACUUCAAGACUUGCCAACAUUUGUUGUUCUGCCAGAUUCAUAUCCUGCUAAUGUCAAGAUGAUCAUGAGUCAGUUUGCUAAUUUGGACAAGGCUGAUUGGAUCCUCAUCAACACUUUCUACAAGCUGGAGUGUGAGGUAGUGGAUACAAUGUCAAAAGUUUGUCCAUUAUUGACAAUUGGACCAACAAUCCCAUCAAUAUACUUGGACAAGAGUAUUGAAGAUGAGGAUGACUACGGUAUUAGUCUCUGUGAAAUAGACGCAUCUCUUUCUAUCAAUUGGCUCAGCACUAAGCCCACUGCAUCAGUUGUAUAUGUGUCCUUUGGUAGCUGUGCUACUCUAAGCAGAAAGCAAAUGGAGGAAAUUGCGUGGGGCUUAAAGAGGAGCAAUUUUCACUUCUUGUGGGUGGUGAUGGAUUCUGAGAAAGGGAAGAUCCCAGAAGGGUUUGUUGAAAAAGUGGAGAAUAAGGGAUUGGUAGUGAAUUGGAGUCCCCAAGUGAAAGUGCUAGCAAAUGAGGCUGUGGGAUGUUUUUUCACACAUUGCGGUUGGAACUCAACAAUCGAGGCAUUGAGCUUGGGUGUGCCAAUGGUGACAAUGCCAGGAUGGAGUGAUCAACAAACGAAUUCUAAACUCGUUGAAGAUGCUUGGAAGGUGGGAGUCAGAGCUAAGGUUGAUGAGCAUGGAAUUGUGAAAAGAGAAGAGAUUGCCAUUUGCAUAAAAGAAGUGAUGGAGGGAAAUAGAGGCAGAGAAAUGAAAAUGAAUUCCAAGAAAUGGAAAGAGCUGGCUAUCGAGGCUACGAGCGAAGGUUGCACCUGCCCUGACUUCAUCUCUAUAAUGCCUCUCUAUUGUGUUUGAGAGACAAGAAUUGAAAAAAAAUGGUCAAGGAAAAAAGAGCUAGGGAGAGUCAUGUCCUAGUACUCCCUUUGCCUCUGCAGGGUCAUAUAAACCCAAUGCUGCAAUUUUCCAAACGUCUAGCCUCAAAAGGCCUCAAGGUCAUGCUCAUCAUCACCCCUUCUAUUGCCAAGUCUAUGCAAGGCCAAGAUAGUUCCAUCAAUUUGGAACCAAUCUUUGAUGGAUCCAAGGAAGGUGAAAUGGCAGCAAACAUUGAUAAGUAUUUCGAGUGUUACAAGCUCACAAUGCCUCACAGCUUAUCCAAC